Molecule: messenger RNA, 9742 nt
Organism: Drosophila willistoni
Lineage: Eukaryota; Metazoa; Arthropoda; Insecta; Diptera; Drosophilidae
Gene: CadN
Product: neural-cadherin
Exons: 22
Coding region: 202-9699 (3165 amino acids)
Biological process (GO): homophilic cell-cell adhesion
Cellular component (GO): cell-cell junction; plasma membrane; catenin complex
Molecular function (GO): cadherin binding; calcium ion binding
Source: RefSeq, a predicted model, not a curated record
AAUCGAAUCUAAAAUGAAAUUGAAAAGUUCGGAUUAAAAGUUUCCCUGAUGCCCUCUAAAAGUGCUAAGAGUUAAACCUAGAAUUGAAGAAGUUUACUGAGGAAACGGAGGAAAGAAGGGAAAACCUUAAAGACAAAGAGAACAAAUCAGAUUAAAAUAAAACCAAAAAUAAAAUCAAAAGCCAACGCGUGCCCCGACAACAUGGAGGCGGCACGACGUGGCUUGAGGUUCAGUCCUCAAAGACUCAAAGGAAUUCAAGUUGCUGCCUGCCUACUCUUCAUAUGCCUGACCCUCCGACUGAGUCAAGCGGAGGACCUUCACUCGUCGACAGGUUUCACAGGUCUCACAGCAGAAAAUGCUGCGCGAAUGUUGGCCGGAAGUCCAAGUGAAUCCCUGUCAUCAGCCACAUCGUCGUCCUUCUCGCCCUCGCAUCAUCAGCAUCAUAGUGAGAUGUCAUUGGUGCUGCCGCAUGACACUUAUCCUGGCUUCAGUAUUAAGAAGUUUAAAACUCAUCCAGUUAAGAUGAAUGCAUCAUCAUCGGCUGCAUAUCAUAUGCUGGAUUCGGAUUAUUCCAAAUAUUUUACUGUAUUGGAAGAUGGUGUUGUAAUGACCACCUCAGAUAUUUCACCAUUGGUAAAUCGUCCUGUCCAAUUGGUCGUGGUCGAAGAGACUCCCAAUGCAACGAAUACACAUAAUUUGCAAUUGUUUGUCAUGCAUCGAAAUGACAUGUUGAGAUUUUCGGGUUCUCUACUCGAUGCCAGUGGUGAAGUGCGUGAGAAUCAACCAUCUGGCACUCGUGUGCGUGGAGUACCUCUAAUGCAGGCAUUCAGCGGCUCCGUUUCGGAAGAGGAGUCCGCCAAACCCAAGAAAAUCAAGUACACAAUAAUCGAUGGCAAUGUCAAUGAGGCAUUUGCCCUGCAGGAGCGUAACUCAAAUCAGCAGGAUGCCAAAACUUUGGUCAUUGAUGGCAACUCAAACAGUCCAGACAAUGAAGAGGAGUCCGGUGUUUGGCUUGUCACAAAUCGUCCGUUGGAUAGAGAGGAACGCUCACACUAUGAUCUCUCAGUGGAGGCAUCUGAUUUGGAUGGUUUGGACAAGACAGUUUCCAAAAUUGCCAUAACUAUUCUGGAUGAGAAUGAUAAUCGUCCCAUCUUUAAGUCUCUGGACUAUAAAUUUGCUUUGGCUGGCCAGAAAGCAACAAACAUUGAUUCAAAUACUUCCAAUGCCGUGACCUAUCAACGCUUUGCCAUUAUGGGUCGUGUAGAGGCCACCGAUUUAGAUGGGGAUAAAAUUGCCUAUCGCCUCAAGACACCCAACAAUGUUGUUAUUAUGGUACCUCAGACUGGUGAAAUUAUGUUGGCCGGCGAGCCAACCUCAAAUGAAAUGCUUUUAGAGGUCCUGGCCCAUGAUCUAAGAUAUCCUAGCCUACUAAGUGCUCAACCGGCUAAAGUUCUAUUGGAGUUCCUGGCACCCGAACCAGUGUCCUUCAUAAUGCAGCACUUGGAGCAUGAUGAGGUGAAUGAGCACUCCCAUCAUCGUGAGAAACGACGAGUGACUAGAGCAGUAAGACCCACCAAACGCAUUGAAUUCACUGAAGCCGAUGGCGAUACCGAGGGCAAGAGUGUUUUCCAGUUGGAGAAGGAAACGGAUAAAGAAACAUUUAAAAUUCGCGAUGACAAUCCUUGGGUUACAGUGGAAACAAAUGGCGCUGUUCGCGUGAAAAAGAAGUGGGACUAUGAGGAAUUGGGUCCAGAGAAAACUAUCGAUUUUUGGGUUAUCAUCACCAACAUGGGACACAAUGCUGGCAUCAAGUAUACGGAUAAUCAGCGUGUCAUAAUUCUCGUCAAGGAUGUUAACGAUGAGCCACCAUAUUUCAUUAAUAGACCUUUGCCCAUGCAGGCUGUGGUGCAAUUGAAUGCCCCACCAAAUACGCCAGUCUUUACACUACAGGCACGUGAUCCUGACACUGAUCAUAAUAUACACUAUUUCAUUGUACGUGAUCGAACCGGUGGACGUUUUGAGGUCGAUGAACGGUCAGGUGUGGUGCGUACUCGUGGCACCGAUCUAUUUCAAUUGGAUAUGGAAUAUGUGCUAUAUGUCAAGGCAGAGGAUCAGAAUGGCAAAGUCGAUGAUCGUCGCUUUCAGAGCACUCCCGAGGAGCGGCUAUCGAUAGUCGGUGGCAAGCGGGCUCCACAGUUCUAUAUGCCCAGCUACGAAGCUGAAAUACCAGAGAAUCAGAAAAAGGACUCCGACAUUAUUUCGGUUAAAGCCAAAUCGUUUGCUGACCGCGAGAUACGCUACACAUUAAAGGCUCAGGGUCAGGGACAGGGCACAUUUAAUAUUGGACCCACGUCGGGUAUUGUCAAACUGGCCAAGGAAUUGGAUUUCGAGGAUUUACGUCAGCCACAUGUCUACUCAUUGAUUGUGACAGCCACAGAGGAUUCUGGUGGUUUUUCGACAUCUGUUGAGCUCACAAUUCGUGUCACGGAUGUCAAUGAUAAUGCACCGAAAUUUGAAUUGCCCGACUAUCAGGCCCAUAAUGUCGAUGAGGAUAUUCCAUUGGGAACAAGUAUUUUACGAGUCAAAGCAACGGAUGCCGAUUCAGGGGCCAAUGCUGAAAUUGAAUACCUUGUCUCGGAUGAUCAUUUUGCUGUGGAUUCCAAUGGCAUAAUCGUGAAUAACAAACAACUCGAUGCCGAUAACAAUAAUGCCUACUACGAGUUCAUUGUGACGGCAAAGGAUAAAGGAGAACCAGCCAAAUCGGGCACAGCCACAGUUCGUGUCUAUACUAAAAACAAAAACGAUGAGGAACCGAAAUUCUCGCAACAAGUCUACACCCCAAAUGUAGAUGAGAAUGCUGGACCGAAUACUUUGGUGACCACUGUUGUGGCCUCCGAUAAAGAUGGUGACAAUGUACGCUUUGGUUUCGUUGGCGGCGGCACUUCCUCGGGACAAUUCGUCAUCGAGGAUAUUACGGGUGUCAUACGUCUGCAUAAUAAGGCUAUAUCUUUGGAUCGCGAUAAAUAUGAACUGAAUGUCACUGCCAUGGAUGAUGGCUCGUGUUGUGUGAAUGGCGAUCAAACUAUACACACCUCCACAGCUGUCGUUGUGGUUUUCAUUACCGAUGUCAACGACAAUAAGCCAGUAUUUAAGGAUUGCGGCACUUACUAUCCCAAAGUUGAGGAGGGAGCUCCUAAUGGCAGUCCGGUGAUUAAAGUUGUGGCCACCGAUGAUGAUAAAGGUGUUAAUGGACAGGUGAAAUACUCCAUAGUUCAGCAACCGAAUCAAAAGGGCACCAAAUUCACUGUCGAUGAGGAGACAGGCGAAGUGUCUACCAACAAAGUAUUCGAUCGUGAAGGUGAUGAUGGAAAAUUUGUAUCCGUGACAGUGAAAGCAACUGAUCAGGGUGAUCCUAGCCUGGAAGGAGUUUGCUCAUUCACUGUAGAGAUAACGGAUGUGAAUGAUAAUCCACCACUAUUCGAUCGUCAGAAAUAUGUAGAAAAUGUGAAACAAGAUGCCAGCAUUGGUACAAAUAUCUUACGUGUCUCCGCUUCCGACGAGGAUGCCGAUAAUAAUGGUGCCAUUGUCUAUAGUCUAAGUGCUCCAUUUAAUCCCAAUGAUUUGGAAUAUUUCGAUAUACAAGCGGAAUCAGGAUGGAUUGUACUGAAGAAGCCCCUUGACCGCGAGACAUACAAAUUAGAGGCAAUGGCCCAAGACAAAGGCUAUCCGCCAUUAUCUCGUACUGUCGAGGUACAAAUCGACGUGGUCGAUCGGGCAAAUAAUCCGCCCGUUUGGGAUCAUACCGUAUACGGGCCCAUCUAUGUCAAGGAAAAUAUGGCCGUGGGCGGCAAAGUCGUCUCGAUCAAAGCCAGCUCGGGCAUUGAAGGCAAUCCGACAGUAUUCUAUAGGUUAAUGCCUGGGUCAACGGCGCAAACGAACAAAUUUCAUACAUUCUAUUUACAACAAAGACCGGAUAAUGGUGACACCUGGGCCGACAUAAAAGUCAAUCAUCCGCUGGACUAUGAAAGUAUCAAGGAAUAUAAUCUAACCAUACGUGUCGAGAAUAAUGGAGCCCAACAAUUGGCAUCGGAAGCUACCGUUUAUAUAAUGCUCGAGGAUGUUAAUGACGAAAUACCUUUAUUCACCGAACGGGAACAGGAAACGGUGCUCGAGGGCGAACCAAUUGGUACCAAAGUGACACAAGUGAAUGCCAUUGACAAGGAUGGCACAUUCCCGAAUAAUCAGGUCUAUUACUACAUUGUCGACUCGCCACGUAAUGAGGGCAAAGAGUUUUUCGAAAUUAAUUUACAAAGCGGUGAAAUUUUCACCAAGACCGUUUUCGAUCGUGAGAAAAAGGGCGCCUAUGCCUUGGAAGUGGAAGCUCGAGAUGGUGCACCCUCGGCUCGUCCGAAUAGCAAUGGACCCAAUUCAGUCACCAAAUUCAUACGCAUUGGCAUUGCCGAUAAAAACGAUAAUCCGCCCUAUUUCGACAAAUCGCUGUAUGAAGCCGAAGUGGAUGAGAAUGAGGAUAUUCAGCAUACAGUGCUCACUGUAACGGCUAAGGAUCACGAUGAGUCCUCACGUAUACGCUAUGAAAUUACCAGCGGCAACAUUGGCGGCGCUUUUGCGGUUAAAAAUAUGACUGGGGCCAUUUAUGUGGCCGGAGCAUUGGAUUAUGAGACACGACGCAGGUACGAAUUGCGUUUGGCUGCUUCCGAUAAUCUGAAGGAGAACUACACUACGGUUAUAAUUCAUGUGAAAGAUGUUAAUGACAAUCCGCCCGUAUUCGAGAGGCCAACAUAUCGUACACAGAUUACGGAAGAAGAUGAUCGAAAUCUACCCAAACGAGUGUUGCAGUACGAACUGAAAUUGGUUGCCUCGGAUAGUUUAAAUGAAAAUCAAACAACAAUCGUGAUUAAUGUACGCGAUGUCAACGAUCUGCCUCCGAAAUUCCCGCAGACAUCAUAUGAGCGUUCACUUGAUGAGGAAAUGCGUACACCCUUUACCAUAAUGCAGGUAACCGCCACCGAUGGCGAUAAGGAUCGUCCGCAGAAUAUUGUCUACUUCCUUACUGGCCAAGGCAUUGAUCCUGAUAAUCCAGCUAAUAGUAAAUUCGAUAUUAAUCGCACGACUGGUGAAAUUUUCGUUUUAAAGCCUCUGGAUCGCGAUCAACCGAAUGGACGUCCCCAGUGGCGUUUCACCGUCUUUGCCCAGGAUGAGGGUGGCGAGGGUCUCGUUGGCUAUGCGGAUGUCCAGGUCAAUUUGAAGGACAUUAAUGACAAUGCCCCCAUUUUCCCGCAAGGCGUUUACUUUGGCAAUGUCACCGAAAAUGGCACCGCCGGUAUGGUGGUAAUGACCAUGACAGCUGUGGACUACGAUGAUCCCAAUGAGGGUUCGAAUGCUCGGCUUGUCUAUUCGAUUGAGAAGAAUGUGAUUGAAGAGGAGACUGGCUCACCAAUAUUCGAAAUUGAACCAGAUACGGGAGUAAUUAAGACCGCUGUAUGCUGCUUGGACCGUGAAAGGACUCCGGACUAUUCGAUUCAAGUGGUGGCAAUGGACGGUGGAGGGUUAAAAGGGACGGGGACGGCCUCUAUUAGAGUCAAGGAUAUCAACGAUAUGCCGCCGCAGUUCACGAAAGAUGAAUGGUUCACCGAAGUGGAUGAAACCGAUGGCACUGCUCUACCCGAAAUGCCUAUAUUAACGGUAACAGUGCAUGAUGAGGAUGAGACCAAUAAGUUCCAAUAUAAGGUGAUCGAUAACAGUGGCUAUGGCGCCGAUAAAUUUACCAUGGUGAGGAAUAAUGAUGGCACAGGUUCCCUGAAGAUCGUUCAACCCCUGGACUAUGAGGAUCAAUUGCAAAGCAAUGGCUUCCGUUUCCGCAUCCAAGUGAACGAUAAGGGAGAGGACAAUGAUAACGAUAAGUACCAUGUGGCCUACUCAUGGGUGGUGGUCAAGCUACGCGACAUCAACGAUAAUAAGCCCCACUUUGAACGAGCCAAUGUGGAAGUCUCAGUAUUUGAGGACACCAAAGUGGGCACUGAGUUGGAGAAAUUCAAGGCCACCGAUCCAGAUCAGGGUGGCAAGAGUAAAGUCUCCUAUUCGAUUGAUCGUUCAUCGGAUCGCCAGCGACAAUUUGCCAUCAAUCAGAAUGGUUCAGUCACUAUACAACGUUCUCUGGAUCGUGAGGUAGUCCCUCGUCAUCAAGUGAAGAUUUUGGCCAUUGACGAUGGAAGUCCACCAAAAACAGCCACCGCUACUUUGACUGUCAUUGUGCAGGAUAUCAAUGAUAAUGCACCCAAAUUCCUUAAGGACUAUAGACCUGUUCUACCCGAACAUGUGCCACCUCGUAAAGUUGUUGAAAUUCUGGCCACCGAUGAUGAUGAUCGUUCCAAGAGCAAUGGACCACCCUUCCAAUUCCGUUUGGAUCCCAGUGCCGAUGAUAUCAUACGAGCUUCCUUCAAAGUCGAACAAGAUCAAAAGGGUGCGAACGGCGAUGGCAUGGCCGUCAUUUCAUCUCUGCGUUCCUUUGAUCGGGAGCAACAAAAGGAGUAUAUGAUUCCAAUUGUUAUCAAGGAUCAUGGCUCACCAGCCAUGACAGGCACCAGCACUCUGACUGUGAUCAUUGGUGAUGUGAAUGAUAAUAAAAUGCAGCCCGGUUCCAAGGAAAUAUUUGUCUACAAUUAUCAAGGACAGUCGCCAGAUACAACCAUUGGUCGGGUCUAUGUCUAUGAUUUGGAUGAUUGGGAUUUGCCUGAUAAGAAAUUCUAUUGGGAAGCCCUUGAACAUCCUCGUUUCCGUUUGGAUGAAGACUCUGGCAUGGUUACCAUGCGAGCAGGCACUCGUGAGGGUCGCUAUCAUUUGAGAUUCAAGGUCUAUGACCGUAAGCACACUCAGACCGAUGUUCCGGCUAAUGUUACCGUGACAGUACGAGAAAUUCCCCAUGAGGCGGUAAUCAAUUCGGGAUCGGUGCGUCUCUCAGGUAUCUCAGAUGAGGAUUUCAUACGCGUAUGGAAUUACCGCACUCAAAGUAUGAGUCGCUCGAAAAUGGAUCGUUUCCGUGACAAAUUGGCCGAUCUCUUAAAUACGGAACGUGAAAAUGUUGAUAUAUUCAGCGUCCAAUUGAAACGCCGUCAUCCCCCACUCACAGAUGUUAGGUUUUCCGCUCAUGGUUCACCUUAUUAUAAGCCCGUGCGUCUAAAUGGCAUUGUGCUAAUGCAUCGUGAGGAGAUUGAGAAGGAUGUGGGCAUCAAUAUCACAAUGGUUGGCAUUGAUGAAUGUCUCUAUGAAAACCAAAUGUGUGAGGGCAGCUGCACCAAUGCCUUGGAAAUUAGCAGCUUACCCUAUAUGGUUAAUGCCAAUAAGACGGCUUUGGUUGGUGUCCGAGUGGACACAUUGGCGGAUUGUACUUGUGGUGCCAGAAACUUCACCAAGCCCGAGUCAUGUCGCUCUUCGCCUUGUCACAAUGGUGGUCGUUGUAUGGACACUCGUUUUGGACCGCAUUGCUCUUGCCCGGUGGGUUAUACCGGACCCAGAUGUCAACAGACAACACGCAGCUUCCGCGGCAAUGGAUGGGCUUGGUAUCCUCCGCUUGAAAUGUGCGAUGAAUCUCAUUUAAGUCUGGAGUUCAUUACACGUAAACCUGAUGGUCUGAUUAUCUACAAUGGACCCAUUGUUCCACCUGAACGCGAUGAGAUGUUGAUAUCGGACUUUAUUGCUCUGGAAUUGGAACGUGGUUAUCCUAGAUUAUUGAUUGAUUUUGGCUCUGGGACUUUGGAGUUGCGCGUAAAAACCAAGAAGACUUUGGAUGACGGCGAAUGGCAUCGCAUCGAUUUGUUUUGGGAUACUGAGACGAUACGAAUGGUGGUUGACUUCUGCAAAUCAGCUGAGAUUAGUGAAAUGGAAGAUGGCACUCCGCCAGAAUUCGAUGAUAUGUCCUGCCAGGCUAGGGGACAAAUUCCACCCUUCAAUGAGUACUUGAAUGUGAAUGCUCCGCUUCAAGUUGGUGGUCUGUAUCGUGAGCAGUUUGAUCAGAGUCUGUACUUCUGGCACUACAUGCCAACGGCAAAGGGUUUCGAUGGUUGUAUUAGGAACUUGGUCCACAAUUCCAAAUUGUACGAUCUGGCCCAUCCUGGACUAUCGCGAAACAGUGUGGCCGGCUGCCCUCAAACCGAAGAAGUUUGCGCUCAAACAGAGACCACUGCCCGCUGUUGGGAGCAUGGAAAUUGCGUGGGCUCCUUGUCCGAGGCCCGUUGCCAUUGCCGCCCAGGUUGGACUGGACCCGCUUGCAACAUACCCACCAUUCCAACCACCUUCAAGGCCCAGAGUUAUGUGAAAUAUGCCUUGAGUUUCGAACCCGAUCGUUUUAGUACACAAGUGCAGUUACGUUUCCGCACCCGUGAGGAAUACGGUGAAUUGUUCCGUGUCAGUGAUCAGCAUAAUCGAGAAUAUGGAAUAUUGGAAAUUAAGGAUGGUUAUUUGCAUUUCCGCUACAAUUUAAAUUCAUUGCGCACUGAGGAGAAGGACCUUUGGCUGAAUGCUAUCACUGUUAACGAUGGCCAAUGGCAUGUUGUUAGGGUGAAUCGUUAUGGUUCUGCAGCCACUCUGGAAUUGGAUGGCGGUGAGGGACGACGUUACAACGAAACAUUUGAGUUUGUGGGUCAUCAAUGGCUGUUGGUCGACAAGCAGGAAGGAGUCUAUGCUGGCGGCAAGGCAGAGUAUACAGGAGUGCGCACUUUUGAGGUCUAUGCGGAUUAUCAGAAGAGUUGUCUUGAUGACAUACGUCUCGAGGGCAAACAUUUACCUCUACCACCAGCCAUGAAUGGCACUCAAUGGGGUCAGGCUACCAUGGCUAGAAAUCUGGAGAAGGGCUGUCCAUCGAAUAAGCCCUGCUCGAAUGUCAUUUGCCCAGAUCCAUUUGAGUGUGUUGAUCUUUGGAAUGUCUAUGAGUGCACUUGUGGCGAAGGAAGGAUCAUGUCACCCGAUUCGAAGGGUUGCAUGGAUCGUAAUGAGUGCCUAGAUCUGCCCUGCUUGAAUGGCGCCACUUGUAUUAAUCUUGAGCCGCGAUUGCGUUAUCGUUGUAUAUGUCCCGAUGGUUUUUGGGGCGAGAAUUGUGAACUGGUGCAAGAGGGUCAGACCCUUAAACUGAGCAUGGGAGCCUUGGCGGCCAUAUUGGUUUGCCUAUUGAUCAUACUGAUACUCGUCCUUGUAUUUGUCGUCUACAAUCGGCGACGUGAAGCCCAUAUCAAGUAUCCUGGACCCGAUGACGAUGUACGCGAAAACAUUAUCAACUAUGAUGAUGAGGGCGGCGGUGAGGAUGAUAUGACCGCAUUCGAUAUUACACCACUGCAGAUACCCAUCGGUGGUCCCAUGCCACCAGAAUUGGCUCCAAUGAAAAUGCCAAUUAUGUACCCCGUGAUGACACUAAUGCCUGGCCAAGAGCCCAAUGUGGGCAUGUUCAUUGAAGAGCAUAAAAAGCGGGCCGAUGGCGAUCCAAAUGCACCGCCAUUCGAUGAUUUGCGUAAUUAUGCCUAUGAAGGUGGCGGUAGCACAGCUGGUUCGCUUAGUUCUCUGGCAUCGGGUACCGAUGAUGAACAACAGGAAUAUGACUAUCUUGGGGCCUGGGGGCCACGUUUCGAUAAGCUGGCCAAUAUGUAUGGGCCAGAAGCGCCCAAUCCCCAUAAUACCGAACUAGAAUUGUAAGUUGCGAAAACUAAAAACUGAGAGUUGCAUUUAAAACAAAAAA